GACUGCUAGAUGAUGUUCAGCAGCUUGCCAACGGCGCAAGAACGCGGUCAGGAAAUGCAAUCGCCCGUCAGCUCACCGGAACUCAUUGAUCCGCGCUACAAUCAUAUGCGAAUUCCUGCCUCAUCAAGCCGCAUCCUGUACGAUGUACCGUGCAAGGUAUGCCGGGAUCACAGCUCCGGUAAACACUACGGCAUCUAUGCUUGCGACGGAUGUGCCGGGUUCUUCAAGCGCUCGAUACGCCGCAGCCGACAGUACGUGUGCAAGUCAAAGUCCGAGGUACCGUGCGUGGUGGACAAAACGCACCGCAACCAGUGCCGGGCCUGCCGGCUGAAGAAGUGCUUCGAGGUAGGCAUGAACAAGGACGCGGUGCAGCACGAGCGUGGCCCACGCAGCUCCACGCUCCGCAAGCAGAUGGCACUGUUCAUCUCGAAGGAUUCGCCCCUGCGCCAUGAUAUGAUGCUGACGCCCGGCAUACCGAUCCCGCACCACGGGCACCAUCAUCACGCCCAUCAUCACCACGGGCACCACGGGCAUCAUCAGCCGUCGAUGGGGCUGGAUCUGUCGCUCGGUCGCAACCCGUUCCUUACACCGCCACCGUCGGCACCGACCACCGCCGCCCCCUACCUGCCACCGCCGGUGCUCUUCCCGGGGAUGCAAGCAUCCCAUCCGCUGGUUGCCGUGGACGCGAUCCGGGAAUCGGCCGCCCAGCUACUCUUCAUGAACGUGAACUUCCUCAAGAGCCUUACCCCGUUCAUCCAGCUCCCGAUGGCCGAUCAGCUCGUGCUGUUCGAGGAGUCCUGGCGGGAGUUUUUCAUACUCGCGGUCGCACAGUACCUAGCGCCGAUCAACUUUAGCCAGCUGCUGAUCGCCUACGAGUACCUCAACAACAACCGGGGCGAGACCGGCAACGUGAGCGAAUUUCUCGUGAAGGAGGUCGAAAUCUUUCAGGAAAUUCUCGCCCAACUGGCGGCGCUGCGCGUCGACCCGAACGAGUACGUUUAUCUACGCGCGAUAGUGCUGUACAAGAGUGAGUUCGACGCGGAAACGAGCAUCUCCAGCGUGAGCAGCGAUGGGUCGGACGUGACAACCGCAUCGUCCGCCGGUUCGGCCAAAUCGAUCAGUGAGCUAGCGACCGUCCGCGCACUGGAGGAAAGCGCCAAGGAAGCGCUUGCGUCCUACAUCAGCACGUGCCGGCCGGGGCCCUCCAACCGGUACCGGACGCUGCUCCAGCUGCUGCCCGUACUGCGCAACGUUUCCAGCUACACGAUCGAGGAACUGUUCUUCCGGCGUAACAUCGGGCCGGCACCGCUGCUUAAGCUGUUGCUCGAUUUUUACCGCCAAAAGUAAGA
Messenger RNA from Anopheles maculipalpis, 1349 nucleotides. RefSeq names its product protein tailless (gene tll). The coding region runs from base 10 to 1347 and encodes 445 amino acids. The transcript has 2 exons. Gene Ontology annotation, molecular function: zinc ion binding; nuclear receptor activity; RNA polymerase II cis-regulatory region sequence-specific DNA binding. Gene Ontology annotation, biological process: cell differentiation; anatomical structure development; positive regulation of transcription by RNA polymerase II. Lineage: Eukaryota; Metazoa; Arthropoda; Insecta; Diptera; Culicidae. The record is from RefSeq and is a predicted model, not a curated record.